CUUGAUCAGCAAAUUGUUUGUAUUUAAAUCGCUAUUCUUCAUAAGUAGAAAUGUUUUAAUUCAUGGUCACAAACUUCAAAAUGCACCAGUCUGAGAAACAAACAUUUGAUAUGUUUUUGUCUGGUGAUAAGUAAGCUGAGGUUUUUGUAAUCGUCACUUGAAUUCUCUAUAUAUUACAUGCAAAUAGAGAAUGAGUGUGGCCAAGAAUUCACUGGAUAACACGGGAAAUUCCAAUGAUGCUAUCGAUUGGGAUGAUAUGGUUUAUCAUCCAGCAUUCGGAGCAGAUAUUGAUCCCAAAGCAGGCUUACAUCCAGCUACUGAAGCUUUGCAAGCACUGAAAUAUGAAUCAGAAGAUCCAGAUGCUAAUGCUCGUAGUUACAAAGAAGAAGGAAAUUAUUAUUAUAAGGGAAAAGACUUUUCUAAAGCGAUAUUGUCUUAUACAGGUGGCCUACGUGCAAAGUCAUCAGAUCGUAAAUUAAAUGCAAUACUGUAUACCAAUAGAGCAGUAUGCCAUUUCUAUCUAAAGAAUUACCGAUCAUGUAUUCGUGAUUGUAAGUCUGCUGUCAGUUUGUCACCGGAUUAUGUUAAAGCUUAUGUAAAAGGAAUUGAGGCUUGCCUAGCACUUUCAAAAAUUGAUGAAGCUUUAGAAUUGUCAUCAACCGGCUUAAAUAUACUGCCUUCUUCUCCUGAAUUACUUGAAGUACAGUAUAAGGUUCUUAAAAAGCAAAUGGAAUUAGAUAAGGAGGUUGAACAGCGAUCAAAAUUGGAUUGUAGAAAAGAAAAUGAUAUGAAUACUGAAUAUGAGAUUUUAAAGUCACGUGGAAUUGAUGUUAAUCUCAAAUUAAAACCUAUUGAUAUGCCAGAAGUGGGUUGUUCCACAUUUUAUGUGGAUUCAUUGGGUAAAUUUCACUGGCCUAUUCUUUUUAUGUAUCCUGAAUUCGGACAAACUGAUUUCCUCCGUGAUGUAAUUGAAUCAAGCAUGAUCAUUGAUUGUUUAAAGUUAGUUUUUGAUGUGAAUCAGCCUCCUCCACCGUGGGAUCCGAAGCGCCUAUACUCCCUUGAAGAUGAUGCUAUAGAGGUAUUAUUUUUAAUCAUAAUAUAAGUGUUAUAUUUUCUAAAGUGUUAUCUUUUAGAUUAAUAUUUCAGUCUAUAUUCCUUUUAUUUGUUGUCCAGUAUUGUUGACACUACUUUUAUUGUUAAGACUCUUUAAAUGUCCUCUACUUAAGCUAAUGAGAAAUGUGUUGACUUGUGCCGAAUAACAUUUAUACCAACUCUUGCGUUAAUAGAUGUUUGGAAUUGAAGCCUAUUCUGUGAUAUUCUAGUAUACUUAAUGAUGGGAGAAUUCCAAUGCUUCAUAUGCCUAUCCAUCAUGUAAAUUUACUACCAGUGAAGUUUGAUGAUUCUUCAUUUAAGAAAGGAUUCUAACAAAUUAAAAGCAGAAACAAAUCCGUGGUCUUCAACAAUAUUUUAUGUGAAACAUCAAGUGCUAACUUAGGAAUUCAAUGAACAUGUUUCAGAUUUGGUUGCAGAGAAAAGGUUUAUAAACAAAUCACGUGGAACGUUUGCUACAAGUUGGAGAUGGUUUAUUUUGAACAUGAUAUAAUGAAGAAGUUUAUUCUUUGUUCACCGCAAUGUACAAUCAAAAAACUAACUAAACAAAAUGGAUUUAGUGUCGGCAGAGAUUUACUCAUUAUUUUACAUGUGAUAUCUAAACGAUCAACACAUUUCUAUAGUAGUUGGAAAGACGAGAAAAUUUAACUUGAUUGACUGUCUAGCUUUACGCGUUAUUUGUAGGAAUUAUCCGUUUUUUUUAAAUACUGGAUAAAAUAAAACCCCAUUUUAGAAGAA
Molecule: messenger RNA, 1848 nt
Organism: Schistosoma intercalatum
Lineage: Eukaryota; Metazoa; Platyhelminthes; Trematoda; Strigeidida; Schistosomatidae
Source: the annotation of a GenBank genome assembly